AUGAGAAUGUUGGGUUGGUUCUGCGCUGUAAUACUGUUCACACUGUUCAGUUCUGAGUUAGUCGAGUCGAAAUUUAAACCGCGAACAAACGAUAAGGACUUAAGUAAUUCACCACAUACCCAUGAAGGUGAACACAGUGCAGCAUAUGAUCAUGAUGCAUUUCUGGGGAGAGACGAGGCCAAGAGAUUCGAUGAUCUAACACCGGAAGAAAGCAAACAAAAACUGGGUGAGAUUGUGGACAAAAUUGAUUUAAAUAAUGAUGGUCAAAUCACUUCCGAAGAAAUGACUGUAUGGAUUAACAAAGUAUCCAGAAAAAUGCUCCUUGAUGAUGUUGAUCGCGCUUGGAAAGAUUUUGAAUUGCUAGACGAAGACAAGUUGCCAUGGGAGAAACAUGUUGAUGAGCUGUUUGGUGAAGACGGAGAUUUAGAGGAUGAAGAUGAUGAAACAAAGAAAGCCUAUUCUGAAAAAGACAAGAGGCGUUGGAUGGCUGCCGAUGCAGACGGAGAUGGGAAGCUAUCAAAACUAGAAUACUUAGCAUUCCUUCAUCCAGAGCAUGAACCAAAAAUGCGAGAUGUCGUUAUAAAGGAAACAAUGGAAGAAAUUGACAAAAAUAAUGAUAGCUUCGUUGAUCUUGAUGAAUAUAUCAAAGAUCUGUGGUCUCCGAAUUCACCUAAUGAAACGGAGCCUGAAUGGGUUAAAACUGAAAGAGAGGAAUUUGCCAAACGACGCGAUAUUAAUGGGGAUGGAAAACUGGAUCUGGAUGAGGUCGGCAAAUGGAUCGUACCUGAAGAUUACAAUCAUGUCCAAGCAGAAGUAACCCAUUUAUUCUCAGAAUCAGAUGCAGAUCAGGAUGGAAAACUCAGCAAAAACGAAAUACUCAAUCGUUACGACUUAUUUGUUGGUAGCCAGGCAACCAAUUUUGGGGAAAUCCUAAUUGGUCAUGAUGAGUUAUAA
Schistosoma mattheei is the source of this 954-nucleotide messenger RNA. The record is from the annotation of a GenBank genome assembly. NCBI's taxonomy places the organism in Eukaryota, Metazoa, Platyhelminthes, Trematoda, Strigeidida, Schistosomatidae.